Molecule: messenger RNA, 934 nt
Organism: Didymella exigua CBS 183.55
Lineage: Eukaryota; Fungi; Ascomycota; Dothideomycetes; Pleosporales; Didymellaceae
Exons: 3
Coding region: 297-854 (185 amino acids)
Source: RefSeq, a predicted model, not a curated record
UCGAUUUCGCGAUGCGCGGAUUCCACAGCUUGUACCUCGCUUGAUCAACCAGUCUCACGUCGGGAACAGCCAUCCGAUGACGUCUUAGACUUGACUUCGGACGCGUUCGAAGCGACAACGCGUCACAAGUAAAUGCUGCCCAUAAAGGAGGGCAAGACAGGUGCCCACUGCAGAACUAAGUAUUCGAAAUUACACAAAUGCGGCCAUUCACGAUCGCACGAACCUGCAACACAUCAUUCACACGGUUAUCGAAACCUACAGUCUCACAGAUCUCCAGAUACACAACAUCAGCUAAGAUGUCCACCGCUGAAGCCGUCGCAGGAAUUCCCAGCCAGCCCCCCUCUCCCAACAUCGAGAACACUAACAUCUCCACCGCCCCCGGCAUAACCCUCUCUUCGCAACAACAGACCAUUAUCGGUUCAAUCCUCGAUCUCUUUGCCGGCCGACCCUCACUGCAAAAGCUCGCUCUCUGGCGCGACGAUGCGACUUUUGAGGAUCCCAUUACCAUCGCCCAGGGCCGCGAGAAGUACCAGGCGCAAUGGUAUGGGCUACAGAGCGCAUUCAGUGAGAUUGAAAGGCAGCACCACAGUGUCAAGGAUGCGGGGAACCCGAUCUUGAUGGACUUGAAGACGAGAUAUGUGGUCAAGGGAAUCAACAAGGAGCAGAUGGUGAGUAGUGUUGUGGCUAUCCACCUUGAUGGUGAGGGCAAGAUCCAGAAGGUUCAGGAUAAGUGGGAUGGGAAGCUGCCUGACGGGGCGAUUGCGAAUGCUUUCCGUCACCUCAACGCUGUCACCGUACCGAAGUUGAUCAACGUGCCCAAGAACGAUAAGGAAGAUGCUGAGAGAGGAAACUAGAUCUUAGUGGGCGAAACAAAUCGCAGGUCUAUGCUCAUGUAGCGUACGGGUGUUCGUAAAUCGUAAUCUCAUGACGACCU